UUUCAAGAGCAUCUCCGCUGAAAGUAACAAUUUGAAUCACUUGUAACCAAUAGCUCAACCACAAUACAUCAUGGCUUCUGAUAUGGAAUACGUCCGUCUUGGCAACUCCGGCCUCAAGAUCUCCAAGAUCAUCCUGGGUACCAUGUCCUAUGGCACCAGACAAUGGCAGGACUGGGUACUGGACGAGGAGGAAGCCCUCCCCUUGAUCGAGCACGCCUAUAAGCGCGGAAUCAACACCUGGGAUACGGCUGACGUCUAUUCCCACGGUCGCUCGGAGGAGAUCAUCGGCAAGGCGCUGAAGCAAUUCAACAUCCCGCGUGAUCGGGUUGUCAUUUUGACCAAGUGCUUCUUCGGCGUGGACGAUGAAGGGGGCAUGCCUCCCAUCUCGGCCUGCGGCCGGAACGACGCCGGAUUCGUCAACCGCGUUGGCCUUUCUCGUAAGCACAUCUUCGAUGCUGUGGACGCCAGCGUCCAGAGACUGGGCACCUAUAUCGACGUGCUGCAGAUCCACCGGCUGGACCGCGACACGCCUCGCGAGGAGAUCAUGCGGGCGCUCAACGAUGUAGUUGAGAGUGGGAAAGUGAGAUAUAUCGGCGCCAGCACGAUGGCCGCCUGGGAAUUCCAGACCCUGCAGAACAUCGCCGCCCGCAACGGCUGGCAUCAGUUCAUCUCCAUGCAGAACUUCCACAACCUGCUGGCCCGCGAGGAAGAGCGAGAAAUGAUCCCCUAUUGCCAGGACGCGGGCGUGGGCCUGAUCCCCUGGUCGCCCAUGGCGCGGGGCGUGCUGGCGCGGCCCUGGGGCUCGCGCUCGACGGUGCGCGAGUCGACCGACGGCGCCCUCAAGUUACUGAUCCGCAGCCGCGAGACGGAGGCCGACAAGGCGAUCGUGGACCGUGUCGAGGAGCUCGCCCAGAAGAAGGGCGUGAGCAUGGCGCAGAUCGCCAUCGCCUGGUCCCUGAGCCACCCGAAGGAGAACCCGAUCCUGGGCCUCAGCAGCAAGGAGCGCAUCGACGAGGCCGUUGCGGCCAUCAAGGUGCAGUUGACCGCCGAGGAGAUCAAGUAUCUGGAGGAACCGUAUGUCCCUCGGGCAGUGUCGAGCUUGGAGCGGUGAUUUCGAGGCGCGUUAGAUUCGAGGUAGUCUUUGUUUUCUGUUAAAAUAAAACAUUUUCUGCAUGAAGCAGCCUUCCUACGCUCGGGACACAAGUCCACCGAACUGGACCUUCAUACUAUACUACAAAUACAAACCCUGGGUGAUUAACUCGCCAUGCGCAUCGCGUGAGACUAUCACUGCUGGAAGUAAGGCAAUCAGAACAAAUAUGCUAUAGG
Aspergillus aculeatus ATCC 16872 is the source of this 1326-nucleotide messenger RNA. RefSeq names its product aldo/keto reductase. NCBI's taxonomy places the organism in Eukaryota, Fungi, Ascomycota, Eurotiomycetes, Eurotiales, Aspergillaceae. The record is from RefSeq and is a predicted model, not a curated record. The transcript has 5 exons. Bases 71 to 1111 code for a protein of 346 amino acids.